This is a messenger RNA of Rotaria socialis, 393 nucleotides long. The record is from the annotation of a GenBank genome assembly. NCBI's taxonomy places the organism in Eukaryota, Metazoa, Rotifera, Eurotatoria, Philodinida, Philodinidae.
AUGUCAACCAAACAUACAACAACAACAACAUCCACUGAUAAUUUCGAUGAACAAUUGAUUGGUCCAUUUGCUAUUGUACCAAAAACAGAUUGUCAUCAUUUAGCUGAUCGUAUGUAUACACUACCUCAAUCAGCUCGUCGUGUCAAUGGUCGGCAACCACCAUGUACCGAUUGUGGUGAGACGAAAGAGAAUUGGGUUUGUUUAGAAGAAAAUUGUCAACAAAUUGGUUGUUCUCGUUAUCAACAAAAACAUAUGUUAGCACAUCACGAGAGUACUGGACAUGGUAUAUGUUUGAGUUUGUCCGAUAAUUCAUUUUAUUGUUAUGCUUGUGAAUCGUACAUUGACAGCCCGAAAUUAGCUCAAAUCAAUCAACAAUUAAUUGAUAUGCAGUAG